AUGGAAAUUGGUAAAUUGAAUAUAAAUAUUAAAGAAUGUGGAUGCCAAAAAAGUAGUAGUAGUAAUAGUACUGUUGACUACAACAACAACAACAAUAUUAAUAAUAUAUAA
Messenger RNA from Cavenderia fasciculata, 111 nucleotides. RefSeq lists its product as uncharacterized. The transcript has 2 exons. Bases 1 to 111 code for a protein of 36 amino acids. Lineage: Eukaryota; Evosea; Eumycetozoa; Acytosteliales; Cavenderiaceae. The record is from RefSeq and is a predicted model, not a curated record.